Python bivittatus (Burmese python) is the source of this 711-nucleotide messenger RNA. RefSeq names its product cilia and flagella associated protein 299 (gene CFAP299). Lineage: Eukaryota; Metazoa; Chordata; Lepidosauria; Squamata; Pythonidae. The record is from RefSeq and is a predicted model, not a curated record.
AUGGCGGGCGUUGAGGGCGACGACGCCGGGGCUGCCUUGGAUCACAUCGUCACCCAGUUUAGCACUUACGAGGAUUAUCUGGAUUCUCAGAUCACCACGCAGGACCUCUUUUAUCUGGAGAAUGAAGAAAUGGCCCGCCAGUUGGUAGAGCUGGGUUUUCGAGGAAGUGGAGAAGUGCUGAAAAGGGAAGAUUUCAUUGCCAGGAAAUUAGCUGCUGAAGCAUCGAGGAUCUCAGAGAGACACCAGCAGAAAAUUCUGUCAAGUGCUGGGAAAGAGCUGAAAGAUAAUUUUCUGAAGACAUUGGCAGAGAGGGAGGAAGCCAACCGUAAUGGGAAAAUGUCUUCCAUAAUCUUCAUUCGUGAUCGAAAUGCCCGUGGCCAGGAGGUCUCUGCGUAUAUUGAUUAUGCCCAUCGUUUGAAGGUGGAUGAAUUUGAUGUCUAUUUCAGUGGCAAAAAGAAGCUUUUCCCCAGGCGCACUGAUCUAAGUUUCUACAACUGGGACAGAAACAUCUGCUCCAUGAAUUCAAGUCCAAACUACCAGGUGAUUGCAGAAAAUGCAUGUGGCUUACUCUUCAAGAACAAGUCUGACAGGAAGGUCAUUAAUGUGGAUCCCAAGGCAUUUCCUGGAGACAACACAACACGGACUCCAAUCAAAACGGACCUCUACCUGCAAGUGGUUAUCUAUGACCAUGUCCUCAGAAGAAAAAUCUAA